Messenger RNA from Stylophora pistillata, 925 nucleotides. RefSeq names its product cilia- and flagella-associated protein 299. Lineage: Eukaryota; Metazoa; Cnidaria; Anthozoa; Scleractinia; Pocilloporidae. The record is from RefSeq and is a predicted model, not a curated record.
UCCAAGAUGGACGAAGAAACAGUUGGAGCGACUGAUAACAUCGUCACCGAAUUUGCCACAUAUGAAGACUUUCUAGACAGUCAAAUAACUCCAUUAGAUCUCUACUACCUCGAGGAUGAGGAAUUAGCUCGACAGUUGGUUGAGUUAGGUUACAGAGGAAGUGGAGAGGUUCUGAAACGGGAAGAAUUUGAGGCCAGCAAACAAGCUGCUGAGGCAAGCAGACUGUCAAAAAGAAGUCAACAAAAAACUUUGGCCAGUUCUGGUAAAGAUCUUAAGGAUGCAUUUUUGAGGGCAUUAGCUCAGCGGGAAGAGGCAAACAGGAGUGGAAAAAUGACAUCCAUAAUAUUUAUCAGAGACAAGAAUGCCAGAGGGCAGGAAAUAUCAGGCUAUAUUGAUUAUGCACAUCGUCUAAAAGCAGAAGACUUUGAACCUUACUUUAAUGGAAGAAAGCGGUUGCUUCCCAGACCAUCAGAUUUGAGUUUUUACAACUGGGAAACACAAACUGCAACUUCAAAUCCCACUCCAAACUAUCAGGUCAUUGCGGAAAAUUCAUCAGGUUUGCUUUUCAAGAACAAGAGAGACAGAAAAAUCUUGAAUGUGGAUCCAAAGGCACUUACACCUGGUGAUAACUCGGCAAGGAUUCCCAUUGAAACUGCAAAAUAUAUUCAGGUGGUAAUCUACGAUCAUAUUACUCGGAGAAAGACAUAAUUCACAAUCUACAAAGUUGUUUAUAAAAUGGACAAAUUGUUAGAAAUGUAAAUAUUUGAUCGUAUUCUAUAAAUGAGCGUUAUACAAAGUCCCAUUAUAAAAAAUCAACCCUAUCCACUUUUCUUUUUGCUUUAAGAUACUGCUACCCUCCUCGUACUUGUUUAUUUUAAGUAAAAGUUUUCUGUAAAAAAAUAAAUAAAUAAAUCGUUAAUAAUUA